AUGGGUGAAAGGAAACUUCUAGGCCCUGAGAUUGUACAGGCGACAGUGGACAAGGUCAAUAUUAUGCAGGCCAAGUUUAGAGCAGCACAAGAAAGGCAAAAGAGCUAUGCGGAUGUGGGUAGGAAGGAUCUCGAGUUUAAGUAUAUCUCAGACCCGUUACAUAUGUUAGAGACAUUGGAGAUUGAAUUGAGGGAUGACUUUUCUUAUGAGGAGCAGCCAAUGCAGAUUUUAGGAAGGGAAGAGAAAAGGCUUCACAACAAGACUAUAGCUUUGGUGAAGGUUCUUUGGAGAAACCACCUUGUCCAGGAGGCAACUUGGGAGCAAGAGGAUCCAAUGCGGAGUCAGUAUCCUUACCUCUUCCAAAACUAA
Messenger RNA from Ziziphus jujuba (common jujube), 369 nucleotides. RefSeq lists its product as uncharacterized. The transcript is spliced from 2 exons. Lineage: Eukaryota; Viridiplantae; Streptophyta; Magnoliopsida; Rosales; Rhamnaceae. The record is from RefSeq and is a predicted model, not a curated record. The coding region runs from base 1 to 369 and encodes 122 amino acids.